Paracoccidioides lutzii Pb01 is the source of this 2058-nucleotide messenger RNA. RefSeq lists its product as hypothetical. Gene Ontology annotation, cellular component: cell periphery; cytosol. Gene Ontology annotation, biological process: protein K48-linked deubiquitination. The record is from RefSeq and is a predicted model, not a curated record. Gene Ontology annotation, molecular function: K48-linked deubiquitinase activity; cysteine-type deubiquitinase activity; cysteine-type carboxypeptidase activity. The coding region runs from base 1 to 2058 and encodes 685 amino acids. The transcript has 3 exons.
AUGGGUUUGAGGAAGCAGCCAUCUCAGGAUACAGAUACCCCGGAGAGUUGGAAUACCUUAUCAUCGCACUUGUCCUUACAUUCUCCUGUUGCCUCCGCCUCACCCAACUCCAACCCCUCAGCAUCAAAGCUGCCCAGUGCCGUUGCAUUGAACCAAAGUCCUGUGCCGAGUUACAAUGUGGCGUCCGAUGAAAUGCCCAACACCUGGGUGCAAGAACUGGCAUAUCGCCCAGCUGCCAGGAAAACGCCACCUUCCUCUCGCGUUGGUGAGUCAGAUUUCCUGCCGCCGUCGGAGGAGCACGGCAGAUCUGAGAACGAGACGCAGAUCCGAAAUUCACCUUAUGGACAGUAUGAGGGAGUGCGUGGCGGUGCUUCUGUUAUUGCUUCUAGAAGUGAGGCCUCAGUUGGCUCUUCUUUUGGUGAUGGGCUCCCUUUCUCCAGCACUGGUCGGUUUCAGUCAAAUAACCCCUUAAUGAUAGCCAGACAGACCAAUAAUGGCGCAUCGAAAUACCCUAUUCAUGUUCUAGACCCAUUUGAUUUUCCACAAACAAGCAGUUUGGAUCAUAACCAAUGUGCAGGGAAAUCCGUCGCCCAGUCGCCUAGUCCCCAUGGCCUAGAUGGGGAAUUUUCACAAUUACCACCUCCGAGGCUUCGAGACAGUAGUUACGGGCUUGAAGAUAAAACUGUGUCGCUCGAGGCAGAAACAUCUUGCUCGUCCGAGGAAAAAGGAAACGACACAGUCACUUCUGAUACCAGGUCUGUAGUAAUCCAACCCUCAGUUACAUACCCUCAAUCUGACAAAAUCGACAUUGUCGCCCAAAGUUUGAGGCCUGCAGAUCUAAACAUUCAGGAAACCCUCAAAUCCACAGAACUUACCCAGACAGUUACAAAGGAUGAUCCAGAAAAGCCUAUAAAAAGUCUGUUGGACGAUGAUCCUGAAUCUUUGCAAGGUAUCUACUUAUCCAGGCCUGAUAAUAUGGGCUCGCCAGUCACCUCAAUGGUCCCCAACUCGACCAUACCAGCGUCUCCUACUCUGUCAGGGAUCACUGGAUCUGGUCAAUUCCCUUCGGUGCCGCAAGACAAACUAGCUGAGACUUAUGACAUCCGACUGGUUAACUGGACAGACGGGAUGACCGCCUUGCGUAAAUCGCCAAUGCUAGUGCAGAAUGAGAACGGGCCUUGUCCGCUCUUAGCUCUCGUCAAUGGGUUCGUAAUGCGAAGCAAAGCUGAUUCGCCCUCACCUAUAACAAAAGCACUUCAGUCUAGAGAAAAAAUAUCUCUGGGUUUGCUGGUGCAAGCUCUGUUCGAUGAACUCACAUCCUACCCCGAUGGAGCAGACCAGCUUCCAGAUAUCGAAGCCCUCAGCUCUUUUCUUAUUAUGCUACAUACAGGGAUGAAUGUAAACCCUCAAUUAGUUCUGACAGAUUACCCCUGUGAUACCCCAGGUACCUUCCUCGAGACAAAUGAUAUCAGUCUCUAUAGCAGUUUUAAGUUACCGUUAGUUCACGGUUGGCUGGCAAAACCAUCUUCAGCCGCUGCCGCUGCACUAAAGCGAGUGGCUCAAAACUAUGAAGAUGUACAGCUGCUACACUUUCGCAAAGAAGAGCUGGAAGAUCGUGUCUUUCGUGGGGGAUCUCUAGAUCCUGAUGAGGAGAAGUUGAUUGAAGAUAUUGAUACAAUACAGCAUUUCGUCAACAUUGAAAAUGCUACGCAACUUAGUGUUUUUGGCUUGGAACAUUUAAAGAAAUGUCUUGAGCCUGGAUCAAUUUCAAUUCUCUUCCGAAAUGACCACUUCUCUACGCUGUUCAAGCACCCGUUGUCAUACCAGCUUUUCACCCUUGUAACAGAUGCUGGGUACGCUAGCCAUGCAGAAAUUGUGUGGGAAAGUCUGGUUGAUGUCAAUGGUUGUAACACUGGCUUUUUUUCAGGGGAUUUUAGGCCAGUUGGAAAUCUUUCGCCCCAGGUCUCUCUACAAAACACCAAGCAAGGAGGUCCUGUGACUUUCAGGAGGAUCAAUUCUAGGAGACAAUGUAAACGGGAGUGUAGAAGGGCUGACUGA